Rubroshorea leprosula is the source of this 954-nucleotide messenger RNA. The record is from the annotation of a GenBank genome assembly. Lineage: Eukaryota; Viridiplantae; Streptophyta; Magnoliopsida; Malvales; Dipterocarpaceae.
AAAAUAUUUUGUAGCAACUAAAGAGUAGAUUAUUGCAAAAAAUCUGAAUGUGAUCAAGAGUGACUACCAUGGUGAUAAGGAAAAGUACAAGGAUCUUGGAAGAAUGGACCCAAUCACACAGUCGAUUGCACAAGAUGAAUUCUCCAUCGAAGAAAAUCUACGUAGUGGAAUGGAGAUAGUUUUUCCAAAGUUUGACUUAUCACACAUUAAGUUUCUCAGUUGUCAAGAGGCCGAAUCGCUACCAUUCUCCACCAGAAAGUUGCCUGAAUUUUUGACUCGUUUUGGAGUCCCUCAAAAUUCAAAUAAAGCCAAAGGACUUAAUAAAACUUUGAAGACUUGUGAAGCUAUUGAAUUUGAGAAAAAAACUAUGUGCUUCCUCACUGGAAGCCAUGUUGAAGUUCGUCGUUUCCUUCCUAGGACAUGAUGCCAAGGUAUACUCAAGCCAAAAAGAAGAUUCCACAACUACCCUCAAAAUCUUUGCCAGAGAAGCUGUGGCAAAUGAUGUUCUGGUUUGCCAUAAGAUGAAUUACUUGUACGCUGUCUAUCUUUGCCAUUCAGCAAAAGAAACCAUUGCCUAUCGCCUUCAACUUAUUGGACCAAAAUUAGAGAAGGUCACACAAAUUGUGGUUUACCAUUGCAACACGUCCAGCUGGAACACAAUGCACAUUGCAUUUGAGUUGCUUCAUGUCCAAAAGGGGGAAGCAAGUGUAUGCCAUUCCACUCCAAUUGAUAUUUUAGUGUGGGGAUUUGGACUUGUUUAAAAGUGGUUUAUGUCUAUGUGUACUUGCUGUGGUUUAUGGUUUAUGUACCCAGUAGGUUUUUGUGUGGGAGAAGGAAUGAAAAAGAAAUAGGGAGAAAGGAAAUACCAAUUUGUGGCAAGAAACAACAUCCCUUGCCACAAGUUCCUUGUUGAACACCUUCAAUUCCAAAACUGAAUAAUCUUAGAUUUGACUA